Anopheles coustani is the source of this 1533-nucleotide messenger RNA. RefSeq names its product exosome complex component RRP43-like. The transcript is spliced from 4 exons. Gene Ontology annotation, cellular component: cytoplasmic exosome (RNase complex); nuclear exosome (RNase complex). Bases 97 to 933 code for a protein of 278 amino acids. Gene Ontology annotation, biological process: nuclear polyadenylation-dependent rRNA catabolic process; U4 snRNA 3'-end processing; TRAMP-dependent tRNA surveillance pathway. NCBI's taxonomy places the organism in Eukaryota, Metazoa, Arthropoda, Insecta, Diptera, Culicidae. The record is from RefSeq and is a predicted model, not a curated record.
ACAGCUUCUAACCUCACUUUGCGGCUUGAACAUAUUGUAACAAUAACAACAACAGAAAGUGUUCAACGCAUAACAACGUUUUUCUCGUUGUCGGUGAUGGAUCUGAAAACAUUCAAGCUUCUUCAUCCUGUAAAGUACUACAAGGAUUAUUUGGAAAAAGAUAUUCGUCCGGAUGGCCGCUUGCUUGAAGAGCUCCGACCAUUAGCGAUCAGCUACGAUGUGAUCAACAGUGCCGAUGGUUCUGCGAUAGUCAAGAUCGGCAAUACGACCGUGGUUUGUGGCAUUAAAGCAGAGCUGGCAGUCCCUAAAGCGCUCGAACCGAACGUGGGCUACCUGGUGCCAAACGUGGAAAUAUCGCCAGUAUCAUCGCCUGCCUACCGACCCGGGCCGCCAUGUGAUGAGGCUCAAGUUCACAGUCAAUCACUAGCGGACAUCGUGAUCAAUUCACGGUGUAUCGACCUGCAGGACCUGUGCAUUACCGCCGGAAAGCUGGUGUGGGUUUUAUACUGCGAUUUAGUUUGCUUAGAUCACGAUGGUUGUAUUUUUGAUGCGGCUGUCAUAGCUCUUGUUGCAGCAUUGCAGACGGUAAAACUUCCCAAAGUCAAGCACAACAGCGAUACGGAUGAAACGGUGACCGAUAUGUCUUCUCUCACACCACUUACCGUGCAUUCGGUUCCCGUGCCGACUUCAUUCGUUGUAAUAGCCGGGCGAACUAUUAGCGAUCCUACGGCGGAAGAGGAAAAGCUUGCCACUACGACACUAACUGUAACGAUGACCGACGAAAAAAUCAGCUUCUUCAACCAGUCCGGAGGACAAUCAAUGGAUGGUGAAAUGCUCCAAACCUGCACCGCUAGUGCGAUGAAACGGGAAAAGUCGGUGAAAAAUAUGAUGAGUAGCAUUUUGCAAAAGAGAAAACAAAAUAAAAUGAAAUAAUAUGAUGAGCAAUAAUGUAAUCAAAUACUACUCCAUGCUUCAAUUGUAGCUCAAUUUAAUUAGGAUUCAGUUCAUUAUUCACUUUUAGUUGUAACAGAAAUACACCUUCGUAAUAAUCGACAGACAAGUAGCGUGAGUUACCUAUACGUAGUAGGAAAUUUCUUACGUCUGCUUUGCCAACCUUUAACCAACCCAUUCGUUAUUACACACAGCGAUUUAGUUCCGUUUUUUUUGCUCCGCUACAAUUACAUCCUUUUAAGCCCGCUUCAUCAUCAAAUUUCAAAGCUACCCUAACGCAAUUAUGUAUGUUUACUUUUCGUCAUUCUCCCCAACGCUUUGGUGUGAACUUAUAUAUCUGGAAGGAAGAUAAUCCAUCUACCUUCUCUCUCUUUAUGCUGCUAUCAGCAGCUAGUAGUAGUCAUUGCCAGUUUGAACACUUCAUGUACAAGAUCCUGUACAUCCUACAUUACAUAUACGACGAGCGUUGUUAUUAGGUUCAUUUCUUUAUGACAUGUGGAUCAUCUUAGUUUUUAAUGUGCAUCGCUACACUGUUUAUGCGCUGUUUAUGCUACCAGUCAACUGAAGAUUAAAAUAAAACAA